Molecule: messenger RNA, 803 nt
Organism: Phyllostomus discolor (pale spear-nosed bat)
Lineage: Eukaryota; Metazoa; Chordata; Mammalia; Chiroptera; Phyllostomidae
Gene: GLIPR1L1
Product: GLIPR1 like 1
Exons: 5
Coding region: 117-803 (228 amino acids)
Source: RefSeq, a predicted model, not a curated record
UGGGCUCGAGCCUGUGCAGGAGACUGGAGCCAGCAGAGAGCGUGGUCUCCAGAGGCCGGGAAGAUUGGCCUAGCCGUUAGGGGUCCUUGCCCCCACGGCAUCCUUGGCGUUCCGCUAUGGUUCUGAGGAAUGAGUUAAGUUGCUUAUGGACUUUAGGUUUCUGUCUGGUAGCCAGUAAAUUGCCUUUCACUGUCCCAUCCAUCGAAGAUGAGAGUUUCAUAGAUGACUGUGUCGCUGCUCACAACGAAAUGCGUGGCCAAGUUCAGCCCCCCGCGGCCAACAUGAAACACAUGACUUGGGAUGAAGGUUUAGCAAAGACAGCAAAAGCAUGGGCAAACAAGUGCACAUAUACCCACAACAGCUGUUUAAAAAAAUCAUAUAAAUGUCAUCCAACUUUUGAAUUUGUUGGAGAAAAUAUCUGGAAAGGUGGAUUACCUAUAUUUACACCAAAACUUGCUAUUGGUGCUUGGUAUAGUGAAAAAAAUCUUUAUAAUUAUAGUAGUCUACAUUGUUCCAAAGUUUGUAGCCAUUAUACACAGAUAGCUUGGGCCAAUUCAUAUAAAGUUGGCUGUGCAAUUACAAAUUGUCCAAACCUUGGGAGAGAUAAAACUUCAAUAUUUGUAUGUGACUAUGGACCUGCAGGAAAUUAUAUAAAUACAUAUCCUUAUAAAAGAGGAGCGCCCUGCUCUAUGUGUGGAGGAGAAAUCUGCGAAAACAAGCUCUGCCCUGUGCUUGACGACAACUUCUGUCUGUCACAAACGAUUUCAUUACUGAGACUUAAGCAAGAAUUGACAAGUCUCUAA